This is a messenger RNA of Exophiala aquamarina CBS 119918, 837 nucleotides long. RefSeq lists its product as uncharacterized. The transcript has a single exon. The record is from RefSeq and is a predicted model, not a curated record. Bases 1 to 837 code for a protein of 278 amino acids. NCBI's taxonomy places the organism in Eukaryota, Fungi, Ascomycota, Eurotiomycetes, Chaetothyriales, Herpotrichiellaceae. Gene Ontology annotation, molecular function: oxidoreductase activity, acting on the CH-OH group of donors, NAD or NADP as acceptor.
AUGAGCCGAAGUUACCCUGGUGUUGCCGCUGUUACCGGCGCAGCUUCUGGAAUCGGCCGUGCGACAUGCCUUGCUUUUGCAAAUGGAGGCUGCUCGAAACUCGCCCUCCUAGACUGCAAUGUAGCAGGCCUUGAAGACACCAAAGCUCUAGUCUCGCAGAUCAUUUCAUCCUCACAGCGAAGCCCCGAUCUAAUUGUCAUUGAAGUUGAUGUGACAUCUCCUGAGGCGGUCACUCAUGCCUAUUCAUCCAUCAGAACGCAUUUCAGCCGCAUCGAUUACAGUGUGCAAUGUGCAGGUAUUGGCUCACCGAUCAUCGAAAGCAUAUCCUGCUCGGUAGAGAUCUUCGACCGCCAGACCGCCGUCAACUAUCGCGGUCUAUGGCUUUGCACUCGUGAAGUGAUCAAGAUCAUGCAAGGCCAGACCUUGAAUACAGAAGCCUACCCAGAAGCCAACAUCCCAGCUACACGUGCUCAACGUGGAAGCAUUGUCAACAUCUCAUCAACGCUGGCGCUCUAUGCACAAGCUUUCUGUGCACCAUACAGUGGUUCUAAGGGAGGCGUCUUGGCGGUAACUCGCGCGGAUGCAAUGGAUUGUGUCAGUCAUAAGAUCAGAGUGAACGCCGUGCUGCCUGGGUUGAUAGAUACUCCCAUGACAAUGCCGAACUCAGAGGAGCGAGAAUGGUUCGAGAAGAAUGUGGCAUCUCGGGUGCCUAUGCGACGUCUGGGGCAACCCGAAGAGAUCGCCGACCUCUGCGUCUUCCUCAGUGGCACUGGUGCGAGUUAUGUCACUGGACAGGCCUGGGCUGCUGAUGGAGGAGCAUUGGGUGGUUACUACUGA